Messenger RNA from Elaeis guineensis (African oil palm), 1258 nucleotides. RefSeq lists its product as uncharacterized. The record is from RefSeq and is a predicted model, not a curated record. Gene Ontology annotation, biological process: DNA-templated transcription termination. NCBI's taxonomy places the organism in Eukaryota, Viridiplantae, Streptophyta, Magnoliopsida, Arecales, Arecaceae.
CCGCUGGGGACACAGACAGGUGGCGUUGGGUGGGGGAGGAUGCACGCUGUUCUCUUACCAAAUGGCGGCGUUCGCAUGCCUUUCACCUUCCCGCUCCUCAAGUUCAGUCAUGCCAAGUCUAUCCAUGGGAAAGGAUCAGGUAAAGGUUCUCAAGGUCAAUGGUCUGCAAUAUGUGAUUGGCAGGACACAUUACAAGAAUUAUGUCAAUUAUGCAGCAAAUCAAAGGUGCAAGAAUUACAUGCGAUGCUUAUUGAACUUGGCAGAGAUUGCAGAUGGGACUCUACACUUUGCUUCCCAAGGAGGCCUACUUCAGCCAUCUGUGUCAAUUAUUAGAUCUGAAGGAAAUAGAAGAGGACGUCCUCGAAGAAAUGCCUCUGCAGAUAGGGCUGCAAAGGGUGGUGAUGGAUUGAAAGAUUCAUCAAAUACCAGUGAUGAGACAUCCAAAUCCUCUAGUCAGGAGAAGAUAAUAGCAUUGUUUAAAAGAAUACAAACAUCUAUAUCAAAAGGAGGAUCUGCACGUUCCAAGAGAAGAAGCCCCAGCAAUCCAAAAGAAAAGCAAACAACCGAAUCAGUUCUGGGAUCUCGACGGAAGUAUGUAAAACAGAAACAAGCAAGAGAUAAAGUUCCAAGCCCAGAUGAUAUAUUGUCAUCAGUAGAUGAAACAACAGAUGAUGCUGUGACAUCUGGAAAGGUCAAAAUGUCAAGGCCUGUCACAAAUUUUGUGAAGAGGUCACCCAUUCCACCACCUUCGUUAACACUGGAAAGCAUUCAGAAGGUGUCUGAGGAAUGUCUGCCAGUAGUUGCUGCAGAGGAGAAGUCAGAAAUACAGACACUGGAUGAGAUGAAGCUCCCUGAGCUGAAAGAACUAGCAAGAAAAAGAGGAGUAAAAGGUUACUCAAAGCUGAAGAAGGGAGAGCUUUUAGAACUUUUGAAGGGGUUGUUGCAAUCUUCUUGAUGAGCAGAAGCUUUUCAAGAUGAAAUGACAGAAAUCAUUUGUGAAAGAUCUUACUGGUUGAAGUCUCAUGAAACUAUGAUUGGGACAGUUCAAGAACCUAUAACUGUUUACUGUUGUUGUACAUUUUUUUCUUUUCCCUUUUUUUUUUCAGCAUGUUUGUGUGACUGUGUGAAGUUGCAGAUGUCUUUUCCUACUCUAUGUGACCUCAUUAAUUUGCUUAAUUAUUCUGUUAAUUUCUAUGUAAUUACUACUGAUCGUUUGAAGCUUCAAUCUAUGAUUGCUAUAUCAGAAAGGUUUGCGGUA